CACGAUGUCAGUCCAAACUCCUCCCCUUUCACGCUCUGGCUCCACCCCCUCAACAGGGGGUCUUGCAAAUCGUAGCAACCCCACAGUCACCCCUCCUACCUCCCUCAGUCUUCGCUCUUCAUACAACCAGUUGCUCAGCUGCGAUGUCAUCAAGGAGUCCAUGGAAACAGGAAGUUCAGCCACCUUACCAAAGAGUCGUCAGAGGUACGCCAUGACCAGUGUACGGAGCGCCAUGGGCAUAAGUGACAACCUGACUUUGUCCUCUAAAUACCAACCUGUAACCAGAGGUAGAGGCCUCCCAACCAAGUCCUCCUCCAGUUCUGCACUCUGCUCCUCAUCUCUCUCGUCAUCCUCCUCUAACAACCCCAAGCUUGCCAAGAAUGGUGCCAACAUGCAGAGACGGGCUGAAAGCCAGCAGCUAGAGCUGAGCAGGGCCAACACAGUGGACAGAAUUCACAAUGAUCUCAUUAAUAACCCUGGCUCCGAUUGGCUGGAGUUUGGGAAAGACAACUCACAGUUGCCUCCAUUUCGUAGAAGGACCAAGAGCUUCUUAGACUACCACAGCAAGGGUUGGGAUCUGGAACCCAGUUGGGAAAAGAAAGAGGACAAGGAGGAAGAGAAGCAGCAGCUGUCCUCAGAGAAGGAAGAGGGCAGCCCAGUUAAAGAGAGAGAGAGCCAAAAGGAGGAGAAGAGCAUCAGCAAGCAGACCUGCAAUGAGGGGAAGGAAGACGUGGAGCCUGUGGUGGAGGAGGAGGAAGAGGAAAAUGAACCCACACCAACACCAAGACAACCCCUUCUACCAGUGGUGGUUGAAGCACCUCUUUCCUCCACUUCCUCCUCCUCUACCAACAGUCCAGAGUGGGUUCCUGACAUCCACAGUCUCCUCCAAAGCCAAGCUCCAGUGCCCAUCAAAGAGGAGAUGUCUGUCCGAGUUCAGGCGAGUCCAUGCAGCCCUGCAAAACCUGCUCGAAGCUCCCAGCCUCGAGUAAUCAAAGUGGAGCUGCACCCCAACAACGAGAACCAGUUUUUGCAGCAGUUCCCACCAUUUUCCCCCAAACAGAUCAGAGCUGCUGAAAGAAACACUCCUACCAAAAACCGGGCACCCACUAUCCAGCAAGCUCCUGAGCCAGAGACCGGCAUCCCUAAAGUGGGAUUAAGAAUGGAUCUGACUCCUGAUACGCCUUCAGAGGGUGAAGACUCCAGCUGGACCACCCUGUCCCAGGAGACCCCCUCUCCUCAGACUCCACGGGAGACAGCAGAUGUAUGGGAUGAAGGGAACCUGCCCCCAGGCUGGAGGGAGAUCUCAGACUCAUCUGAAGUCUAUUUCUGGCACGUUCCCACUGGCACAACACAGUAUGACCGACCGGUCACCUCCGUAAACCAACAAACCCCUUCCAUCAGUGAACCAGAUCCUGAACCCGACCCACAGAAAGAUACACAGGAGUCCCUGAAGCUACCAAACGAGCGACCCAGCAGUCUGAUAUCUGACAGCUCAGUGGAACCAGUCCCCUCACCCUCUGGUUCCUCACCCUCCUCUUCAUCCUCCUCUCCCUCCAAAGUCGUCCCUUCUCCUGGUCAAGUUUUCAGCACCUCCACACGCACAGCCAAAGAGCUGAAGGAUUAUCCAGUCUAUCCAGAUCCCAGUCUUAAAGCGUUUGAAGGAGCUACCCUUCGAUACGCCUCUCUGAAGCUCAACCCACCAGCUCAGCUAGAGACAGUGGACCUUAACAGCACCUUUUCUGACUCAGAGGCAAUGUCAUUUCCAGUUCGAUCUCUGGGCUGGGUGGAGAUGGCAGAGAAGGACCUGUGCGAGGGACGGAGCAGCGUGGCCGUCCACCACUGUAUCAGACAGCUGUCCUACUGCAGGAGGGACAUCCGAGACUCAGCCGGGGUCUGGGGAGAGGGUAAAGGGAUGCUUUUAGUGCUUCAGGAUCGCACGCUGACCCUCGUUGACCCAGACGAUCGCAGCUUGCUCCACUCGCAGCCAAUCAGCAGCAUCCGUGUGUGGGGUGUCGGACGAGACCACGACAGGUAG
Nematolebias whitei (Rio pearlfish) is the source of this 2035-nucleotide messenger RNA. Its product is annotated as amyloid-beta A4 precursor protein-binding family B member 2. The record is from RefSeq and is a predicted model, not a curated record. Gene Ontology annotation, molecular function: amyloid-beta binding; transcription factor binding. Lineage: Eukaryota; Metazoa; Chordata; Actinopteri; Cyprinodontiformes; Rivulidae. Gene Ontology annotation, biological process: regulation of DNA-templated transcription. Bases 5 to 2035 code for a protein of 676 amino acids. The transcript has 7 exons. Gene Ontology annotation, cellular component: nucleus; cytoplasm.